This is a messenger RNA of Suillus paluster, 1029 nucleotides long. RefSeq lists its product as uncharacterized. The transcript is spliced from 4 exons. Lineage: Eukaryota; Fungi; Basidiomycota; Agaricomycetes; Boletales; Suillaceae. The record is from RefSeq and is a predicted model, not a curated record. The coding region runs from base 135 to 863 and encodes 242 amino acids.
CGAGGGGUGCAGAGGCGCACUAUAAAGUCCACUGCUUGCCCAGAAAGUCUGUAUUGACCUCUUGUCAUCUUUCUUUUCCGUGAACGCGUUCCAAACACACCUGUCGUCUCAUCAGACCCCACAAUCUUUACAAAAUGCGCUCUUUUACUACCUUCACAAUUCUCCUCCUUACGGCUGUUUUGAGCACCUUCACCAAUGCUACUCCUAUCACCAGGCACCCCGGCGCUGCUGUCCCCGCUGACUUUUCCUCUGUUAAGUCUGAUGUUGCCGGUCUUAACAAGGAGCUUGAUCUUCCUCGCGUCGGUCGGGAGAUCACUGCCAAUUCUUCGGACGAGACGCUUGCUGCUGUCUUUACUACUUUCUUCACCCAGAUCCAGCCCUUGACUGACCAGCUUACCUACAUCACUCCGGAGAACGCUACGGUUGCUGAUAUCUCACCUGUCGUUGCUCAAAUCAAGAUUCAACUCACCAGUCUUAUCUCUCAAAUUCAGCCACUCGCUGACCAAGGUGGCUUAGGUGACUUAGGUGGCUUACUUGACUCCCUUAGGUCUCUGUUGAGUACCAUUACCUCGCUUCUUCAGAGCCUUCCUCCUGUUGUCACCGGUCUCCUCGAGGGGCUUGGGGAGGGGCUUCAGCGAAGCCUUGGAGGCAGUGUCCUUGUGGGCAAUAUUAGCGGCGACCUUAGGGACGUUAUCUUCACGGUCGCAGACGUGGGCCACGACGCUACCUCCAUCCUCAAGAUCAUUAACACGCUCGUUCCUGGCACCGUUUCCUCCCUUCGUCCUCUCCUUGCUCCUUUCGCCAAUACCAUCGCUUCUUCAGGUCUCACAGACCACUUGUCUCUCCUUGGUCUCUCCAAUUAAUCAAAUUAGACACAUGCUGUUUAUACCCCCCGCACGACAGGGACGAUGAAACGUGCAUUAUUGGGCUACGAAUGUUGCAAUGUUGUCGUAUAUUUUAUGUAGUGCCAAUAUUACAAGUUUAACUUGUAUUCACUUAUAUGGUUUUAUGUCCGAUAGUGCAACAAGG